Drosophila persimilis is the source of this 1218-nucleotide messenger RNA. RefSeq lists its product as uncharacterized. Lineage: Eukaryota; Metazoa; Arthropoda; Insecta; Diptera; Drosophilidae. The record is from RefSeq and is a predicted model, not a curated record. The transcript is spliced from 2 exons. Bases 15 to 851 code for a protein of 278 amino acids.
CAUACCGUGAGCAAAUGCAGCAGAAGCAGAAGCCACAGCCGAAAAAGAAACCGAUACUGGCCAGACGCGGAGGCUGCAACAGCAACAGCAACAGCAAAUUAUUGCCACAGAAGACGAUGCCCUACUACAGCAAGCCGAAGCCAGCGGAGGCACUUAGCUUUCAGCAACUACGCGAUAAAAAUGAUGAUGAUCUCAGCAGCACCAGCAGCAGCUCUUCCACGUUUUCCUCUUCAUCGCCACAGCAGGAAUCUUCGGUAGACUAUGAGGCUGAGGAUGAGAACGAGGACAAACAACGAAGACCCAAGCAUAAGGACGAGAAUGAGAGCUUGUUGCAUGUACAGAAUUUUCUAAAAUGCUUUGGACCCAAUGCCUUAUCAGCAGCCACCAUAACAGCAACACCAGCAACAGGAGGAGCAGAGGCGCCAACUCCAACAGGCAGCCAGAAAGUUGUGAAAUCGCCGAGCACAGAACUGCGUAGCUGGCGUCAGAAUUAUCGCAAUACAAUCCAAUUAGUACCCACAACAAACACAAUCGCAUCAAUAGCCACCACAGCAAUAGUGACCGCAACCACACCCACGCUUUUAAAAGCCCAACCGAAUCACAAACCACAAAAAUUUCAAAUAAACACUAAAUUUCUGCGAAAACCAAGGAAUAAACUAAUGAAAAUGCUGCCAACAACAACAACAACGGACAAUGGAACAACAACGACAAUAGUUGUUCAGGAUGAAGAAAAACAUGAACAACAAACAAGGGAAAAACUGCAGCAGCAGCAACAGCUACCACAGCUAUUUAACGAUGAUUCCAACGCCAAAUUCAAAGACUUUUCAAUUGACUCGCUAUUGAAUAAGUAAAAAAGAGGAGAAAAACAAUUGAAUAAUGAAGAUUACGAAAUUAUUACCUAAAAUUUAGCCUUAUAAUUUUUUUGUAGAACAAUUCAACGAAAGAAAGAGCCCAAACCGCGUUCCUAAUUUACCCCACUGCCAACCCACCCUACCCCCUAAAAAGCAAGCACACAAAUUUUGUUUUAGCCAAUCAUACCGAUAACAACAUGAACAUAUAGCAACAACGUAUUCUAAUUACAUUACAAUUAGGCUGUUUAUUUAUUACAUACAUAUUGUACAACUAGUGGCGCAGUUUCAUAAUUAGCCUAAGCAUGUAAAUAUCUACUUAAAUACCAGAUAAUAAACGACGGAACACAUGUGCUAGAAUUUAAGAAUA